Molecule: messenger RNA, 2378 nt
Organism: Pteronotus mesoamericanus
Lineage: Eukaryota; Metazoa; Chordata; Mammalia; Chiroptera; Mormoopidae
Gene: SENP3
Product: SUMO specific peptidase 3
Exons: 11
Coding region: 224-1939 (571 amino acids)
Biological process (GO): proteolysis; protein desumoylation
Cellular component (GO): nucleus
Molecular function (GO): deSUMOylase activity
Source: RefSeq, a predicted model, not a curated record
GGAGGUGGUGGAGGUGGAAGCAGAGCAAGAGGCGGCCGCGGCGGGGCGGCUCAGCGGCGCGGCCCAGGAGCGUUGGAAUCCUGAAUUGAGACGGCUGCGCCUGAAGACAGCAGGAGUGGCGGGGCCGCCGCCGUCACCGGACAGAUGAGCCGGGAAGCCUGAGGCCGGCGACGCCCGCCCUCGGGCCCGUCAGUCCGGCUUCACCGCUCCCGGCUACUGAAAGAUGAAAGAGACUAUACAAGGAACGAGGCCUUGGGGGCCUGACCCUUCAGGACCUGGCAUAGCCCCAGCUUACUCAAGCCCUAGGCGGGAGCGUCUUCGUUGGCCCCCUCCCCCCAAACCCCGACUCAAAUCAGGUGGAGGGUUUGGGCCAGAUCCUGGGUCAGGGACCACAGUGCCAUCCAGACGCCUCCCUGUCCCUCGGCCUUCUUUUGAUGCCUCAGCUAGUGAAGAGGAGGAAGAGGAGGAGGAUGAAGAUGAGGAAGAGGAAGUGGCAGCUUGGAGGCUGCCCCCGAGAUGGGGUCAGCUGGGAACCACCCAGCGGCCUCGCCCUCCUCGCUCUACCCAUCGAAAAACCUGCUCACAGCGCCGCCGCAGAGCUAUGAGAGCCUUCCGGAUGCUGCUCUACUCAAAAAGCACCUCGCUGACAUUCCACUGGAAGCUUUGGGGGCGCCACCGGGGUCGGCGGAGGAGCCUUGCACACCCCAAGAACCAUCUUUCACCCCAAGAAGGGGGUGCGACACCACAGGUGCCAUCCCCCUGCUGUCGUUUUGACUCCCCCCGGGGGCCACCCCCCCCUCGGCUGGGUCUGCUGGGUGCUCUCAUGGCUGAGGAUGGGGUGAGAGGGUCUUCACCAGUGCCCUCUGGGCCCCCUAUGGAGGAAGAUGGAUUAAGGUGGACUCCAAAGUCUCCUCUGGACCCUGACUCGGGCCUCCUCUCUUGUACUCUGCCCAAUGGCUUUGGGGGACCACCUGGGCCAGAAGGGGAGCGAAGUCUGGCACCCCCUGAUGCCAGCAUCCUCAUCAGCAACGUGUGCAGCAUCGGGGACCAUGUGGCCCAGGAGCUUUUUCAGGGCUCAGAUUUGGGCACUACAGAAGAGGCAGAGCGGCCUGGGGAGAAAACUGGCCAGCACAGCCCCCUGCGGGAAGAGCAUGUGACCUGCGUGCAGAGCAUCUUAGAUGAAUUCCUUCAAACUUACGGCAGCCUCAUCCCUCUCAGCGCUGAUGAGGUAGUAGAGAAAUUGGAGGACAUUUUCCAGCAGGAGUUUUCUACGCCUUCCAGGAAGGGCCUGGUGCUACAGCUGAUCCAGUCAUACCAGCGGAUGCCAGGCAAUGCCAUGGUGAGGGGCUUCCGAGUGGCCUAUAAGCGGCAUGUGCUGACCAUGGACGACUUGGGGACCUUGUAUGGACAGAACUGGCUCAAUGACCAGGUGAUGAACAUGUAUGGAGACCUGGUCAUGGACACAGUCCCUGAAAAGGUGCAUUUCUUCAACAGUUUCUUCUAUGAUAAACUUCGUACCAAGGGUUAUGAUGGGGUGAAAAGGUGGACCAAAAAUGUGGACAUCUUCAAUAAGGAGCUACUGCUAAUCCCCAUCCACCUGGAGGUGCAUUGGUCCCUCAUCUCUGUUGAUGUGAGGCGACGCACCAUCACCUAUUUUGACUCGCAGCGCACUCUAAACCGCCGCUGCCCUAAGCAUAUUGCCAAGUAUCUACAGGCAGAGGCAGUGAAAAAAGACCGGCUGGAUUUCCACCAAGGUUGGAAAGGUUACUUUAAAAUGAACGUGGCCAGGCAGAACAAUGACAGUGAUUGUGGCGCCUUUGUGUUGCAGUACUGCAAGCACCUGGCCCUGUCUCAGCCAUUCAGCUUCACCCAGCAGGACAUGCCCAAACUUCGUCGGCAGAUCUACAAGGAGCUGUGUCACUGCAAACUCACUGUGUGAGCCUCGUAUCCCAGGCCUCAAGCCCAUUCGUUAAUGGGCAGGGGACAUGGGAGAGACCCUUCUUUCCCAAGAAACUCCAGUGUCCUUUCCUUUUGCCUCUCCCUACCCAAUUCCCUUUGGUUUUUCAUAUUUAAAUGUUUUAAUUGAUUUCUGUAUUUUUUUUUUCUUUGAGAGAAUACUUGUUGAUUUCUGAUGUUCAGGGGGUAGCCGUGGAAAAGCCCCUUUUUCCCUCUGCAGGGGAGUAUGGCCUUUGCGACCUGCGUGGGGCAGUGACCCCCUUCCAUGUAUGUGGGCGGUGGCUAGGAAAAUCUGUGCUGAGGGUGGUGGGCGGGCUACAGGAUUACUGCCUGCCAGGUCUUCAAACUUUUUUUAUAUAUAUAAAUGCCACGGUCCUGCUCUGGUCAAUAAAGGAUCCUUUGGAGAUACAUAGUGGUGGUGU